UUUUUUUUUUUUGAUUUUUUUUUUAUAAAAGAAGAACCCCUUUGGCUUUCAUAUAUAUUUAAAUAAAACAAAGUAAAGUUAUUUACAUCAACCCUUGUACCAUCCUAUAAUCAUUGAAGUUUUUCAAUUUUCUUUUGCAGUUUUACGCGUGCGCCAUCAAAAAACAACUGGCCCAAAAGUCUUCCUUUCUUCUUCUUUUCCCCAAUAUAUUCAGCAUUCACUGGUCAAUUGAAGAAUCAUGGCAUACAGAAAGUUUUAUAAACGGGGAGGAGCAUCCAAUGCAUCCACGGGCAGAAGUGGGGCAGCCGUGACGUCCACGGGAGGCAAAGACGUGGUGAUAGAAUUAGAUAAGAAGAAGCAAGUAACGGUCAGACAGUUCAAUGGGAUCAAUUUGGUGGACAUACGAGAAUUCUACUUUGAUAAGGAUACCAAGGAGAAAAAACCUGGGAAAAAGGGGAUAUCACUAACAGAGGACUCGUGGCUUAAGUUGGUGGAAAACCAAUCAAAUAUCCAAGAUGCCUUGGAUAGGUUUAACGGACUUGGAGCAAGCAGUGGGACAAUCGAGCCCCCUACCAAAAAGCCAAAAACCGAAAAGAAACCGGCAGAAAGUGAAGAGGAGGAAAACGACGAUGACGAAUUUGAAGACGUCACUGAAGCUAAGCCCAAUAACCUCAACAACAAAGCUGAAGCAGAACCGGAAUCAGAAUCAGAAGAAGAGUAAAACCGUGAAUAAAUACAAUUAUAUACGAUAUCAAUUGAAUUAUAUUUUUCUGUAGUUUCACUGACUUGAUUGGUCAUACCAGAAGGAAAGGGUCCUUUUUCAGCCUUCUUCUAUUUAUAUCCUCCAGGUCUCAUUACACCAUUUGCAAAGCCACCUCCCACCCAAACCAGUUGCAAAAAUCGCGAUAUUACCAACAGCUCCUUCUGCUUCCUGGUGACUGUUGCAAUAUCAGGCUAUUUGAAAUUGAAA
Messenger RNA from Hyphopichia burtonii NRRL Y-1933, 970 nucleotides. RefSeq names its product chromatin-binding transcription coactivator. Lineage: Eukaryota; Fungi; Ascomycota; Pichiomycetes; Serinales; Debaryomycetaceae. Gene Ontology annotation, cellular component: transcription regulator complex; nucleus. Gene Ontology annotation, molecular function: DNA binding; transcription coactivator activity. The record is from RefSeq and is a predicted model, not a curated record. The transcript has a single exon. The coding region runs from base 239 to 721 and encodes 160 amino acids. Gene Ontology annotation, biological process: positive regulation of transcription initiation by RNA polymerase II.